CAUGACCCUUGGAACGGACAAGCACCUUCGCGUUCUUCGAUGGUCCCUCGAUCCGGUCAUGUCGUUUUCGACCCUGCGAGCGACCAUAUCAAUUAUUCAGAUUACUUGAUCGAUGUAGACUCAUGGGCAGCUCAAUACACGGAUCCUUCCUCCUUGAUCUCGCCCAGCGAGCCUACUACAUCGUUCCAAGGGGACCUGUACUUCCCGCAAGGGCAGAACCAUCCUCAUCACUCAUACGACCAUGUACCACGGACGCAACUACCGACUCAUCAAUCGAUUGAGAUGCAACUAACGCGGGCAUCACCACCACCUGACCAGCAGAACUUCGUCAACUACAACGCAUCGUCUAGUCUUUUUACAGAUAGUUACAUCACUAGCAACCAAUUCCCUGCCCCACCGUCGACAGCAUCGUCAACAGGUUACCCUCCAAGGUCCCCGUACCAGCCAGAGAUUAGCCCUUCUGCACCCAGUCCAGGAAGUUCCGACGGCAUGUACUCCUCGUACCAGCAUUCUGACCCUGGAAUGAUGUUCGACCAGUAUCAGCCUCCACCAUAUGCUCAUAUGCAACAACUGUCGCAGAUACAACAAGCCCAACAACCUCCUAUCAAAGUCGAUUACUCCGUCAUGAGCGGUGUGCCAGAGACAAGCUUUGAUGCAUCUCCUGAGCCAGAAUCGUCCCAGAGUGCAGCACAAAAAGCAUUAGCGGCGAAGUCUGGGGGCAGGGCGUUAGGCACCCAUCUCGAGCCAACUGUUGCCAAAGCAGCGCAUGACAUGCGCAAGAUCGUUGCAUGCUGGCACUGCGUGUUGCAGAGAGAUAAAUGUGGGCCAGGCGAUAUAUGCGAGCGCUGUUUUAAGCGAUCACAGCGACCGAAUGCCGAUUGCGGCCUUGGAUGCAACCGGCUGAAGCUGAUCGACUUGUCGCCGUACUUUCUACCUUCUCUAGUCACGCAGAUGCAUGAGGACGCGAACUUGACGCACUUUGUGACUCAGUACAUCCAGCAAUGGGGGAGCGUCGAACUAACCGUGAUGAUGACAUGUGGUCAGGACAGCAUGCCCCGGAUACCAGUGAAAGUGUACGAGUUUAUACCCCGUGGAGAUGCCCUACUGGUACAGAUCCAAUACAAGACUGAUCCUGUCACGCACACAAGAGUCGCAAUCCAGAAGCAAAGCCCAGCCUUGGGCAUGGUACACAUCAACCACAACGAAGAGAAGAAGUACGACCGAUACAUCACCGAAAUCGUCGACCACCACCUUGAUGCCUUUGGCGAACUCUGUUGGAUGGAAGACGACAACGACUUCCAGCAGAAACUCUUCAAGUUGAUGACGCGCGUAAAACCCAAGUCGGACGACGAAGCAAAGCUACUGCGCGAGAUCUUCCGCCUCAUCGUAGUAACAUUCAUCAUGUCGCAUACGCUCACUAUCGCCGAGGAAACGAAAGUCGAUACACUAUCGCGUAUGCACUCGUACAGCGGCCACAACUCCUACGUCGAAAACUAUACAUCGCCGCGCAUGACCAACCGGCAACUCAAAUACUUCUUCUCACGCCUUCAACGCUCGAUCCAAACCACUGUUCUCAAUAAGCUUCAACAGAUCUUCAAAUCUUCCAAAGGUUGUGACAAAUGGCUUGCGGCAUUUAUUGCAGUGUUAGGAAUGUGCAUGGCACUUGAAGACCAGCAAAAGACCAUACAUCUUGUCAUGUCUACCAAGGCUACCACAGAGGGCCUAGAUCAAAGAGAUGCUCAGAGCCAGGCGGAUAUCGCGUGCCGUGAGAUCGAUAAACGGAUGCAUUUUGUGCAGCAAAUAUUCCGAUGGAAGUACAACCGCAAGCAUAAUCCCAUGCGUGAUGCAGAUCAUGACUGGGAAAAAGAGGUGGGUUUUGGGGAUGCAAACAGUGUGAACUUUGUGAGGCAGGUUGCGCAGUUAGUCAAGGAGAACAUUGAUUUCCUACAACAACGCCAGGCGGUUAGCAUCUCGAGUGAUAACCAGACGAAGUAUACUUCACGCCUUGUGGGACAGUUCUUGCUUUCCUUCUGGCUUCCCAGCGUAUAG
Molecule: messenger RNA, 2049 nt
Organism: Alternaria alternata
Lineage: Eukaryota; Fungi; Ascomycota; Dothideomycetes; Pleosporales; Pleosporaceae
Exons: 2
Coding region: 40-2049 (669 amino acids)
Source: RefSeq, a predicted model, not a curated record